ACAAAAAAAAUAAUCUGUCUCUCUGUUCACAGGAUUCACAAUGGACAUUUUCACAAUAGCCUGUAUUUUAUCAGUUUUUGUACUAGCGAUCUGGCUUUUCUCUAAAUGGAGUUUUUCCUAUUGGAAAAGAGUUGGUUUGGAAUAUCCGCAACCAGAAUUCCUUUUCGGCAAUACUAAAGGUUUUCUCACGAGAAAACUGUCCUUUGGUGACCAGAUGAAGGUAAUCUACGACGAAUUAAAAUCUCGGGGUCUCAAACACGGAGGUUUCUACAUGUCUUUCAGACCAUCAUAUUUGCCAAUUGACUUGGAUCUCAUUAAAACUAUUAUGCAGAAGGAUUUUAACCAUUUCGUUAACCAUGGCUUGUACUUCAACGAAAAAUCCGAUCCGCUGUCAGGACAUCUCUUCAAUUUAGAAGACGAGAAAUGGAGAAAUCUCAGAGCUAGGCUGACCCCAACAUUCACGUCAGGUAAAAUAAAAAUGAUGUUCCAAACGCUGGUAUCAUGUACCUCUGGUCUCGGAAACAUCCUCACGGACCAUUCCAUUAUUGGCGAUGCCUGGAAGCAUUCACCAGUUCCCGGAACACCAAGGGUCUGCAAUAAGGCCUACAAAGUUCCCGGUACAGAUAUUGUUCUGGAAGUCGGAACGAGAGUACAUAUUCCGUUCCAAGCUAUCCACUGGGAUCCUGAAUACUAUCCAGAACCACAAAAAUUCGAUCCUGAGCGAUUCAGCGAGGAAAAUAAAUCCAAACGACACCCAUUCGCUUUUUUGCCUUUCGGAGAAGGUCCCAGAAUAUGCAUAGGUGCAAGAUUUGGACUUCUUCAAGUCAAAGUGGGUCUCACUGCCAUUAUUAGGAACUUCAAAGUUACUCUGAACGAAAAAACAAAAACCCCCAUAAAAUACGCUACCAACGUAUUCAUCACAUCGAAUAGAAGCUGUGAUUACUUGGUGUUUGUUUUUCAUAUAACAUUAAACAUUGGCGUUAUCUCUCACUUCUUCAACGGAGUUCAAUACCCAACUAGUAUAUUUAGUUUUAUGAGCUUUCGUAAGUGUUUUCACAGUUAUUGCGGAGCCGAAUCGUUUCUAAUUCAAGUUAGUCAAUCUGUCAGGGAACUCAACAUGUUCGACCUAUCGCCGUCCACUUUAUUUCUUCUAGGAAUUUUCAUAUGUUUAUCUGGAUACCUCUUGUGGUUCUUUUAUGAGCAUCAUCAAUAUUGGAAAAGAAGAAACGUACCCUAUUUAACACCUACCAUUCCAUUUGGAAACACCUUAGACCUCUUCCGCGGAAAGAUAAGCUUCGGAGAGGUUUUUUCCAGAGCCUACUUGGAGUUGAAGAAACAAGGUCACAAACACGGAGGAAUAUACUACCUACAGAAACCAGUUUACAUACCAGUCGAUGCAAACAUAAUAAAAAAAAUCAUAAUCAGCGACGCUGAUAACUUUCCUAAUCAUGGUAUGUACGUCAAUCCCGCUGAUGACCCUUUGUCUGGUCAUCUUUUCAACAUCGAAGAUGGAAGAUGGAGAACACUGCGCUCCAAAAUGCCUUCUUCGUUCACUUCCGCCAAAAUGAAAAAAAUGUUUGAGAUAAUGACGAGGAUGGUCGAUCCUUACAAGAAACUACUAGAUAUCUAUGCUGAAAACGGCAGUGCUUUGGAAAUCAAGAGCUUAGCAAGUCGCUUCACUACAGACAUAAUUUCAGCUUGUGCUCUUGGAAUUGAAACCAACACCCUAAACUUCGAAAAUGAAGACCUGCUACGACACGGCAGAACUUUUUUUGACUAUCAGUGGAACAAAUACAAGAACAGCAUGGUCGUCGCUGUUCCCCGUCACAUACUAGAAAAGCUCAGCUUCAGGAUUUUCAGUAAAGAAACAGAAAAAUACGUUCUGAAAAUGUUCAAGGAUAUUCUCAGAUACAGAAAGUUUGACAGUCCCUUGAGAGAGGAUCUCACCGCGUCUGUAGUCAAACUUACUGAAUGGAGAGAGGAAGAAAAAGACUUUUCAGGAAAGAAGGUCAUGGUCCCAUUGGAAGAAUCGGAAUUUGCGGCGCACAUGUUCCUUUUUUUUUGCGCAGGAUUCGAAACAUCUUCCAGUACUCAGACAUUCGCUUUGUUCGAACUAGCCAGAAAUCCAGAAUGUCAGAACAAGUUGAGGAAGGAAAUUAAUACAGUAAUGGCAAAACAUGGCAAUGAGGUUACUUACGAUGCUAUUAUGGAGAUGGAGUACUUGGAUAAUAUAGUUGAUGAAACUUUGAGGAUGUACCCAGUCUUUCCAAUACUUCCAAGAAUCUGCAAAGAAGACUAUCCAAUUCCAGGAACAGAUCUGAUCCUGGAGAAAAAUACUUUCGUCAUGGUAACCAACUUGGGAAUUCAAAGAGAUCCAGAAUACUAUCCAAACCCGGAACAAUUCAAUCCUGAGAGAUUCAAUAGAGAAAAUAAGGGAAUCAUUCCACAUAUCGCAAAUAUACCUUUUGGUGAAGGACCCAGAAUUUGCGUGGGAAAAAGAUUCGGUCUGUGGCAAACCAAAUUGGGCCUAGUGACAACAAUACGAAACUACGAAGUAACACUUAACGAAAAAACUACCAAAGAUUUCAAGUUCGCUUCGGAUGAGUUGAUUCUUAGAAAAGAAGGAGAUGUUUGGCUCAAUUUGAAAAAAAUCACCUAACUGAAGCAAUGAAUCAUCGAUAAUAUCCAGUGUAAAUUGUUUGUUCUUAACAUUUGGGAAUUUCAAACCAAGUAAAUGAAGCAUUAGCGAUUGUGAUAUUUCUAUGAUUGAA
This is a messenger RNA of Leptinotarsa decemlineata (Colorado potato beetle), 2771 nucleotides long. Its product is annotated as cytochrome P450 6-like. Gene Ontology annotation, molecular function: oxidoreductase activity, acting on paired donors, with incorporation or reduction of molecular oxygen; iron ion binding; monooxygenase activity. NCBI's taxonomy places the organism in Eukaryota, Metazoa, Arthropoda, Insecta, Coleoptera, Chrysomelidae. The record is from RefSeq and is a predicted model, not a curated record.